CAGCUCUGCUGGCCCUCAGAGCUGACUAGAUUCCUUUCUCAGUAGCCGACAUUCUGGAUGUCCAAUCAAAGAGGAGAGGCCAAGAAACAUAGAAGAAGAAGAAUGACUAAUGAGGUUAUGGUCAAGAUUUUGUUUACUCUUAAUAUUUUUUCACAUUUCAAACGAAAGUUGUCCAGGAUUUUAGUAUUUUACGUAUUUUAAAUGCACCAGCAUCUUCAAUUUGAGUUCAACUCGUCGAUAAAAUGGUGACAUCGAUCGGCUUCGAAGGCAGCGCCAACAAACUAGGCAUAGGCAUCGUCAGAGACGGCGAAAUCCUUUCGAAUUGCCGCCGAACGUACAUAACGCCCCCCGGCGAAGGAUUCCUGCCGAAAGAGACGGCCCAGCACCACAAAGACAACGUGCUGGCCGUGUUGAAAGAGGCCAUGGACCAGUCUGGUCUGACGUGGAAAGAUAUAGAUGUGGUCUGCUAUACCAAAGGGCCGGGAAUGGGGGCACCUUUGGCCACUGUGGCUAUUGUCGCAAGGACGGUGGCUCAGCUAUGGAAUAAACCCUUACUGGGGGUCAACCACUGCAUUGGUCACAUUGAAAUGGGCAGACUCAUAACUGGAGCCAAGAACCCCACCGUGCUCUACGUCAGCGGUGGCAACACUCAAAUCAUAGCCUAUGCUAGAAAGAGGUACCGAAUAUUCGGCGAGACCAUCGACAUCGCGGUAGGAAAUUGCCUGGACAGGUUCGCCAGGGUGUUGAAAAUUCCGAACGAUCCCAGUCCCGGAUACAACAUCGAGCAGCUGGCGAAGAAGGGGAAGAGGUUCUUGCAGCUGCCCUACUGCGUCAAGGGCAUGGACGUCAGCUUCUCGGGGAUAUUGUCUUACAUGGAGGAGAAGACUGACAGUUUGUUGGAGGAUGGAUGGACACCGGAGGAUUUGUGUUUUUCAUUGCAGGAAACGAUAUUCGCCAUGUUAGUGGAAACGACCGAACGCGCCCUCGCCCAUUGCGGAUCUAGCGAAGUCCUCAUCUGCGGCGGCGUCGGCUGCAAUGAGCGCCUGCAACAGAUGAUGGGGGCGAUGUGCGCAGAGAGGGGCGGCGCGCUCUUCGCCACCGACGAGCGCUUCUGCAUCGACAACGGCGUAAUGAUAGCGCACGCGGGCGCCGAGAUGUUCAAGGCGGGCGUCGCGAUGCCGUGGCAGGAGGCGGGAGUGACGCAAAGGUACAGGACGGACGAGGUGGAGACGGUGUGGAGGACGGAUUGAGAAGAGUCGGAGGGUUCCUCAACCAUGCACUCUGUCAACCCCAAUGAAUGAAAUGUUGGAGACCCCCCAAACGAUUGGUGAUGAUGAUUUGUGAGAAAUGUUUAUCUGAAAAGGAGAUUGUUGCCGUAUUGGUUGAAUGAACUGCUGUAUUGAAAUCAAUUUGUUGUAAUAAAAUUUUA
This is a messenger RNA of Phaedon cochleariae (mustard beetle), 1429 nucleotides long. Lineage: Eukaryota; Metazoa; Arthropoda; Insecta; Coleoptera; Chrysomelidae. The record is from the annotation of a GenBank genome assembly.